UGACGAAACCGACUGACGGGAUCUUGCUUUUGCAGCCAGGAGAGCGCUCUAAAGGCCAGCAGCAGCCGCAGCCGCCCUUCCUUUUGCACCAGCCACACAUCCACCCGCUCCCCCGCCGGGUCAAAGCUGCUCCCGCUUUGUUGGCCUGGCCGCCUGAGCCUCGGGCAGGGGGCGGAAGGCAAGGCGGCUGCGUCUCUGUCUCUUCCUCCUCCUCCUCCUGGCGCUGCCCCCGCUCAUGGCGACACUGGGCACAUCCGGGCUUUCUUCCUUCGGCGGCCGCCGCCGCCGCCGCCAACGUCGUUGCUGCUUCUGCUGCUCUGAGCCGCGGCCGGCCCGACUCCAUUAGCGGGUCCCGUCCCUCCUCCCUGCCGGCCUGCCCCCAACCCGUCCCUGGCGGGGAGGGCCCGAGAACGGCGGUGCCGCGCUCCCGGAGGAUCCACGGUGUCAUGUCCAACCAGGGCGCCCGGAGGAACGGGCCCGUCAAGCUACGCCUGACAGUUCUCUGUGCAAAAAAUUUGGUGAAAAAGGAUUUUUUCCGGCUUCCUGAUCCAUUUGCUAAAGUGGUGGUUGACGGAUCUGGCCAGUGCCAUUCUACUGAUACUGUGAAGAAUACCCUUGACCCAAAGUGGAAUCAGCAUUAUGACCUAUACAUUGGAAAGUCUGACUCUAUAACAAUCAGUGUAUGGAACCACAAGAAAAUCCAUAAAAAACAGGGAGCUGGUUUUCUGGGUUGUGUGAGACUUCUUUCUAAUGCUAUCAACCGCCUCAAAGACACUGGUUAUCAGAGAUUAGAUCUGUGCAAACUUGGGCCAAAUGACAACGAUACAGUUAGAGGACAGAUAGUAGUAAGUCUUCAGUCCAGGGACCGGAUAGGCACAGGAGGGCAAGUUGUUGAUUGCAGUAGACUAUUUGACAAUGAUUUGCCUGAUGGCUGGGAAGAAAGGAGGACAGCUUCUGGAAGAAUUCAGUAUUUAAAUCAUAUCACGCGAACAACACAGUGGGAGAGACCAACACGGCCAGCAUCAGAAUAUUCCAGUCCAGGUAGACCUCUGAGUUGCUUUGUGGAUGAGAACACACCUCUUACAGGAAUAAAUGGUGCAACAUGUGGACAGUCAUUUGACCCCAGGCUAGCAGAAAGAAGAGUAAGAUCUCAGAGGCAUAGGAAUUACAUGAGCAGGACUCACCUGCAUACACCUCCAGAUCUACCUGAAGGAUAUGAGCAAAGGACAACUCAGCAAGGGCAGGUAUAUUUCCUACAUACUCAAACUGGUGUAAGCACGUGGCAUGAUCCCCGCGUACCUCGGGAUCUUAGCAACAUCAAUUGUGAAGAGCUUGGUCCUUUGCCUCCUGGAUGGGAAAUCCGAAAUACAGCCACAGGCAGAGUUUAUUUUGUUGACCAUAACAACAGAACGACACAGUUUACAGAUCCACGGCUAUCAGCUAAUUUGCACCUGGUUCUAAACCGUCAAAAUCAGCUUAAAGAUCAGCCACAACAGCAGCAACAAGUCGUUUCGCUGUGCCAGCUUUCAGAUGAGGCUGAAUGUCUUACUGUGCCAAGGUACAAACGAGAUCUAGUACAAAAGCUCAAGAUUUUGAGGCAAGAGCUAUCCCAGCAGCAGCCCCAAGCUGGACACUGUCGUAUAGAAGUCUCCAGGGAAGAAAUUUUUGAGGAGUCUUACAGACAAGUCAUGAAGAUGAGACCGAAAGAUCUAUGGAAGAGAUUAAUGAUAAAAUUUCGUGGGGAAGAAGGCCUUGAUUAUGGAGGUGUUGCCAGGGAAUGGCUCUAUUUGCUAUCCCAUGAAAUGCUGAAUCCGUAUUAUGGCCUCUUCCAGUAUUCCCGUGAUGACAUCUAUACAUUACAGAUAAAUCCAGAUUCUGCUGUUAACCCGGAACAUUUAUCCUACUUCCACUUUGUUGGGCGAAUCAUGGGGAUGGCUGUGUUUCACGGACAUUAUAUUGAUGGGGGCUUUACGUUGCCUUUUUACAAACAGCUGCUAGGAAAGCCAAUUACAUUGGAUGACAUGGAAUUAGUUGACCCAGAUCUUCACAACAGCUUAGUAUGGAUACUGGAGAAUGAUAUUACAGGAGUCUUAGACCAUACAUUUUGUGUGGAGCAUAAUGCAUAUGGUGAAAUCAUACAGCAUGAACUUAAGCCCAAUGGCAAAAGCAUUCCUGUCACAGAGGAGAAUAAAAAAGAAUAUGUCAGGCUAUAUGUAAACUGGCGAUUUUUAAGAGGAAUUGAAGCUCAGUUUCUGGCUCUGCAGAAGGGUUUUAAUGAAGUAAUUCCACAGCAUCUGCUGAAAACAUUUGAUGAGAAGGAACUUGAGCUUAUCAUUUGUGGCCUUGGGAAGAUAGAUGUUAGUGACUGGAAGGCCAAUACAAGAUUAAAACACUGCACCCCAGAUAGCAACAUUGUGAAGUGGUUCUGGAAAGCUGUGGAGCUCUUUGAGGAGGAGAGGAGGGCUCGAUUACUACAGUUCGUGACUGGGUCAUCCAGAGUGCCUCUCCAGGGUUUCAAAGCAUUACAAGGUGCUGCUGGCCCAAGACUGUUUACCAUUCACCAGAUUGAUGCCAGCACAAAUAACCUGCCAAAAGCUCAUACUUGCUUCAACCGUGUAGACAUUCCUCCUUACGAAAACUAUGAGAAGCUCUAUGAAAAGCUGCUAACCGCCAUUGAAGAAACAUGUGGGUUUGCUGUGGAAUGAUCGUUUGUGGACCUCCAUGGAACUGUAUUUAUACUCCAAGCAGAAAAGCCUUUCCUUUCCUCAGCCAUGAUAUCAUAAAUGCUUGAAAUACAGGAAACUUUCUUCCCCCUUUUUCUACUAUAGGACGAUACGAGGGAAAGGACAAUUUUUGGAAUUCUUCAUUCAAGAAAAUGUUCUGUGGCUCCUGCCAAGGAAUAAUUCAGCUGCUAUUAAAAACCAGUAUCUUGAACAUACAGAAUGCUGACUUUUCCUUAAUUUCAACAGUUAAGCAGUAUUCUCCUUAAAAGACGACUACUAUUUUUGUAAAAGGUGAUCUGAUCUAUUUGCUUACCUGAUUUCUACUAUCACAGGUCCAAGGGACAGCUGUUGGUACAAGCCACGUUCCAGCUUGCUUAUAUAAAUAUGUGAUUCUGAACAGCACCUGUACCUGCUAUUUUUUUAAAUAAAAUAUUUUGAUUAUUCUAAUUUUGCAUAAAAUUGGCUAAACAAAUCAUAAACCUUUUAAAGUAAGGCCACUUCGCAGUAUAAACUGUAUUUUCUUAUAGUGAAUGAUUUUAUUCUGUGUUGUUAGUUCAAAUUCAGUGGUCCUUUGUGUCAGGAUUUUUAUAUUUCUCAAGCAUGAAUGACAGGGUUUGAGUCUUUCUCCUGUCAGAUUUCUCUAGCAGAAUCUUAGUCUGAGUUAAAUUGCACUGCAUUUGGUACAGUACUUUGUGGUAAAUGUGGAAAGCCCUUUUUGAAAAUGUAGGUGUUCAGCAUUUUUUAAAUGAGCAUUUUUGUAAAAAGUCAAUACUUGAGGCGGUUUUUUAAAAAAAUUGCUUUCCAUUUUAAAUGGAACUGCUGCAUUUUUUAGACUCCUAAAUAUAUAUGGAUAUCAUUAGCCUUCAUAGAUCAUCAAUUGAUUGUUCAAAACACUCUGUGCAUAUCAAACCAACCAAAGCUUUUAUGUUCAGAUACAACCAACCUGCACUGUAUAUUAGUUGUUGCUCUAUAAUCUUACCCAGAUAAAAUUGCCUUUACUUUUAA
Candoia aspera is the source of this 3728-nucleotide messenger RNA. RefSeq names its product SMAD specific E3 ubiquitin protein ligase 2 (gene SMURF2). Gene Ontology annotation, biological process: protein polyubiquitination; proteasome-mediated ubiquitin-dependent protein catabolic process; negative regulation of BMP signaling pathway. The transcript is spliced from 19 exons. Bases 447 to 2705 code for a protein of 752 amino acids. Gene Ontology annotation, molecular function: ubiquitin protein ligase activity; protein binding. NCBI's taxonomy places the organism in Eukaryota, Metazoa, Chordata, Lepidosauria, Squamata, Candoiidae. The record is from RefSeq and is a predicted model, not a curated record. Gene Ontology annotation, cellular component: cytoplasm.